Molecule: messenger RNA, 474 nt
Organism: Closterium sp. Naga37s-1
Lineage: Eukaryota; Viridiplantae; Streptophyta; Zygnematophyceae; Desmidiales; Closteriaceae
Source: the annotation of a GenBank genome assembly
AUGGAGCAGCUACUAACGAGUGAACAGCGGGAGGUGCUUAUAGCGGUGGAUGGAAGCGAGUGUUCAGAGCUGGCGUUCAACUGGGCGUUGAGGAAUUACUGCAAGGCCCAGGAUCAUGUGCGCCUCAUUCACGUGCGCAAGUCAUUUGACGACAUUGCGGGCAAGCUUCCAGAGGACGCCAUAGCAACGUUGGAGGCGCAGGCGGAGGCAGCUGCGCGCGCCAUAGUGGAAAAGUACAUGAAGAAAUGUGCUGUAGCGGAUCUGGACUGUGACUGGAAAAUAGCGGUGGGGGACGAGAGGGAUGUGAUAUGCAGGGAGGUGAUGCGCGUGUGUGCAGACGUGCUGAUUGUCGGCACGCGAGGUCUCUCCCCUGUCAAGAAGGCUUUGCUUGGCUCAGUUAGCGAGUACUGUGCACACCACAGUGCCUGCCCUGUGAUAAUUGUCAAGGCAAAGGAGCCCAAGCCCCAUGCCUAG